AUGCGUUUCACUUGCCUCCUCCUCACCAGCCUGGUUGCCUUCGGCUUCCACGCCAAUAGCUUACCUGUAGAGCCAAAGCGGCAUGCUGCUGCUGCAUCCGAAGCAAAAUCCGACCCAGGCUUCAAGCCUGUCAUCUCAUGGGAACACACGAACGAUGACGACGAUGAUGGCAUGUGA
Molecule: messenger RNA, 177 nt
Organism: Alternaria burnsii
Lineage: Eukaryota; Fungi; Ascomycota; Dothideomycetes; Pleosporales; Pleosporaceae
Exons: 3
Coding region: 1-177 (58 amino acids)
Source: RefSeq, a predicted model, not a curated record